AUGCAAACACCUAAUUGCUCAAGCUCAUCACCAAGUGAUGAUGAUGAUCAUGCCAUGGAGAAUUCCAGAACUACCCUUCAGAACCAGCCGACCGGAGCACAAGAAACGAACGGAAACAGCUCGAGCAACAGCACGGUUGAGGAGAGCAUCAAGGGCAAAAAGGUCAAUUCGGGACCCGUGAGGCAGUACAUCCGGUCAAAGACUCCUCGGCUCCGGUGGACACCGGAGCUCCACCGCUGCUUUGUUCAUGCUGUUGAGAGAUUGGGAGGAGAAGAAAGGGCAACUCCUAAAUUGGUGCUUCAGUUGAUGAAUGUUAAAGGUCUUAGUAUUGCUCAUGUCAAGAGCCAUCUUCAGAUGUACAGAAGCAAGAAGAUUGAUGAUCCCAAUCAAGUUAUUUCGGAACAAAGACUUCUGCUCGAUGCCGGUGACCGACAUAUCUACAAACUCAGCCAACUCCCAAUCCUACAAAGUACCAAUCAAACACCAAAUUCCAGCUUACGCUGUAGUGAUGCCUUUUGGGCUAACCAAGCCAAUCCUAUGUUCAAGCCACACAACAUCUUCUCAUCAACGACAUCGAAAAUGGCUAAAAAUCGACUAUCCGAGUCAUCGACAUCUAUCGGGACCAAUUGCAAUAAUACUUACUUAUUAUCACCAAGGGUUUUCGAUUUUUACGCCAACCGACAAAAUUCUUGGAGAUUCCUAGAAAACGAUCGGAAAAUUCUUGCAGAUCAGAAGUAUGACUGGUCGACCCAACCAGCAGCAAACUCCACGCAACAUAAAUCGCCACACGGCCCUUGCGAAAUGGCCGCCCGAGAAGUGAUUAAUAAUAACGACGAUUCUAGUUUGAAACGAAAGGUAUUAUUAUCCGAUGAUGCAAAUAAUGGUCUCGACCUCAACCUCUCCUUAAAAACGACACGAGCGAACGAGAAGAAAAUGAAAACUGGCUCGAUCGAGGAUUGUUCUAACGAGGAACAUGUUGAUGAUAACAAUAGCUUGUUAUCUCUAUCCUUGUUUUCUUCCUCGAGUACUAAAGAAGCUCAUGGUAUUAUUGGGAAAAAUCGAGAGAUGGAAAUAAAUGCAACUAAUUUGGAUUUGUGUUUGUGA
This is a messenger RNA of Striga hermonthica, 1104 nucleotides long. NCBI's taxonomy places the organism in Eukaryota, Viridiplantae, Streptophyta, Magnoliopsida, Lamiales, Orobanchaceae. The record is from the annotation of a GenBank genome assembly.